AUGUCUAUGCCUACGAUCAUCAAGCUUCGUUGUAUGCACUGUCGCAAGCUGGCCGAGCUCACCUCGACUGACGACCUCGAAGACGCGAACAUGAUCCGGAUUGGAUACAACUUGUUUUAUUGCUUCGAUUGCGCCAAAGCAACAGGGUACACGGAGGUGCACGGCCGCCGGAGCACAUCGGCUUAG
Molecule: messenger RNA, 186 nt
Organism: Colletotrichum spaethianum
Lineage: Eukaryota; Fungi; Ascomycota; Sordariomycetes; Glomerellales; Glomerellaceae
Exons: 1
Coding region: 1-186 (61 amino acids)
Source: RefSeq, a predicted model, not a curated record